UCAGCAAAGACAGACAUUCUGUCACUGACUAGAAGCACAAUCUGCUGAGUGCUGCUCGGCACCCCACUAACUCUUUUGCAAAGUGCAGGUGUGAGCUCCCAGUGUGGCUGGCAAUGGCUGAAGAAGAUCCAGAGGGCCCCGGAAGCCCAAUCUCUCUCUCUUUUUCAGGUAGUGGGUUUCUUAUAAACUACCAAGUAGGAGUGGUGCAGGCUUUAUGGGAAUUGGCACCUGAAAUACUGAGAUCAGCAUCCAAGGUCUACGGAGCAUCGUGUGGGUCAGUUGUAGCUGCAUUAGUGGCAUGUGAAGUUGAUGUAGGUCUGAUAGAAGAAUUUUUUCAUGAAGCUAUGGAAGAAGUCAGGAAAGCGAGUAUUCUCACCCUUUGUCCAGGUUACUGUAUGCUUCGGAUCAUAGAGAAGGGGCUGCGUAAAGAGCUGCCGGAGAACUCACACCAGCUGGCUUCGGGGAAGCUUUGCAUUUCCCUCACGCGCUUGUUGGACUUACAGAACGUCAUCAUUUCAGAGUACAGAUCGAAGGAGGAGCUCAUACAGGCAGUGAUCUGUAGCUGCUUCCUUCCUAUCUAUUGUGGAUUCAACCCUCCCUCCUUCCAAGGCGUGCGCUACGUUGAUGGAGGUAUGACUAACGUGCAGCCUGGCUUGGACUCGGAUACCGUGAUCACGGUAUCCCCUUACACAGGAGAGGUCGACAUCUGCCCGAGGGACUGCCCUGCCUAUUUCAACUGCAUUAGCUUCUUCCAAAGCACCUUCCAGCUCUCAGUUGAGAACUUGCGCAGGUUUAGUUAUAGUAUUUUCCCACCCAGUCCUCCGGUGCUCCGUGAGUUUUAUUUACAAGGAUAUCACGAUGCCAUUUUCUUCUUACAGAGGCACAGGGAGAACGGGACAGUAAAUGGAACGGACAAGAAAAUACCGCAGCAGACGCCUGUGCGCUGUGACAAAGCGGUAGCUUUGCCUGCCCCGAAGAGCCAGGAGACGCCUGGAUCCUUGGGCUCGGCUGCUGAGAUCACAUCACAGCAUCUUGUGCCAUGCAAACUUCACAUGGACACGUCACUUCCUCUCAGUGACAGGUAACUACUGACGAGGGCUGUUCUGGAAAAUCUAAACCAGGGUGACUUCUUAUUAAAAGCCUUCAAAAGUGAUGGACCAAGUGAAG
This is a messenger RNA of Chrysemys picta bellii (western painted turtle), 1167 nucleotides long. Its product is annotated as omega-hydroxyceramide transacylase-like. Gene Ontology annotation, biological process: lipid homeostasis; triglyceride catabolic process. Lineage: Eukaryota; Metazoa; Chordata; Testudines; Emydidae. The record is from RefSeq and is a predicted model, not a curated record. Gene Ontology annotation, cellular component: cytoplasm; membrane; lipid droplet. Gene Ontology annotation, molecular function: triacylglycerol lipase activity.